Molecule: messenger RNA, 5890 nt
Organism: Merops nubicus (carmine bee-eater)
Lineage: Eukaryota; Metazoa; Chordata; Aves; Coraciiformes; Meropidae
Gene: FRMPD2
Product: FERM and PDZ domain containing 2
Exons: 42
Cellular component (GO): cytoskeleton
Molecular function (GO): protein binding
Source: RefSeq, a predicted model, not a curated record
AUGAACAGUUCCUGCGUGACACUGGCCGAGGUCCUGUGGGCAAAAGGAAGUCCUUUGGAGGAAGAAGAAAUAUGGGCCCUCUUGUACCUGGCCACGGUGCAGCUUCUGGAGGACCUUCACAAAGACCCUGCCAUCUCUGUGAUUUGUCCAUGGUCAGUACUACUGUCUGCAGAAGGAAAUUUGUCCUUCCAAAACAAUACAUCUCAGACAGAAGCUGUCCCUUUCAGUGCACCAGAGUUGUUCCACAGACAAAGUAAAAACCAGCGCGUCGGACUAACAAAGAUGCUGGUAUACUCCUUAGGAAUGACCCUUUAUUGGUCAGCAGACUACCAGGUUCCUCCAAACCAGUCCCUCCAGCUGAGUGACCAACUACACAUGCUCCUGCUGACACUAUGUGAAGAUCUGCCACAAAAAAGGCUUUCUCCUGAGUCAAUUCUAGAAGCAUGCGAGGCACAUCAGAAAGAAAGUUCUUCCUUACCAGCAAAUAUCUACAUAAAGAAAAUGGUGCAGUUUGCUGUGGGAAGUGUCAGUGAGGUAGAGUGGGUAGUCACCGAAGACACCACAGCCUCUCAGCUUAACAGAAGUCAUGUGAUAAGGAAAAGGCUGCAUGAGAAAAUACCUGACACCUUACCACUGUCCUCCCAGAUGAAUUUUCACCAAGACAAAGGGUCCAAAUUAAUGAAUUACAGUCAGUCAACAGAAGAUUACAGACAACUUUCUGUGGACUACAGUGACUCAAAUAGUAUUUCUGAAAGUACAUCUUUGAUACUGUCUAAUCGAGGACACAGGAGAGGGAAAGUUCCACAGACACACAGAUCGUGGGAUUCCACCCUCAGUGGGUCAAGAACACAAAGUAGCUACAAGCUCUUCAUAAACAGAUGUCACUGGCCUCCCAGAACAGCUGGCCCUAGUGUGACUCCAUCAGAAUCAGACAGGUCAGUCAGCGCUGUAGAAGAAAUCCCUGGUGGAACUCAGAAGAACAACAGACAGAACCUGCUAAGUUUAGGUUCCACCUUCUCAGUGUCUACAAAGGACUACACAGCAGCUGAUGCAUCACAGAAAAGUUUGUUCCACAGGAAGGAAAAGUUUUCAGGUCCAGAAUUUAUUAUUUUGUCUAGUGAACCACCAGUGACCUUACAGCUGCCUGGAUCGAUUGUGACUAAAAAAGGGAAAUCCUAUUUGUCUCAAAGGGAUCUCAACGUGAUUCUACUCAACGGGCAGUGCCUUGAGGUGCAAUGUGACAUUAAGUCCAAGGCAAGAGACGUUUUCAACACUGUGGUGGCAUAUGCAAACUUGGUGGAACAUUUCUACUUUGGCUUGGCUUACCUGAAAGGCAAAGAAUUCUUCUUUUUGGAUGAGGAUACGAAACUCUACAAAGUGGCCCCAGAUGGCUGGAAUGACCAACCCAAGAAGAAAACAUCCAUCAUUAAUUUCACGCUUUUUCUAAGAAUAAAAUUCUUUGUCAACCACUUUAAUGUUAUCCAGCAUGGCUUGACACGGCAUCAGUUUUACCUGCAGCUUCGUAAAGAUAUUUUGGAGGAGCGAUUAUAUUGCAAUGAUGAGACUGCCCUGAAACUCGGCGCUUUGGCUUUACAGGCAGAGCUUGGCAAUUAUGCUUCUGAGAUGCAUGGAAAGAGCUAUUUUCGUGUUGAAGACUACAUUCCAGCAAGCCGGAUAGAGAAAAUGACCCUGGCAUAUGUACAGCGAGAGCUUGCUAAAUUACAUCGCUUGAAUCGUUCCCUAUUUGAGGAUGAAGCUGAACUAGAAUUCUUAAAGGUGACUCAGCAGCUUCCUGAAUAUGGAGUGUUAUUCUAUCGUGUGUCCCAAGAGAAGAAAGGAGCAGGAGGGGACAUCAUCCUGGGAAUCUGUGCCAAAGGCAUCAUUGUGUACGAGGUUAAAAAUCACACAAGAAUUGCCAGUUUAAGAUUCCAGUGGCGUGAAACAGAAAGAAUUUCAGCUCAUAGAAAAAAAUUCAUGAUUGAAAGCAGCUUCAGUGGCAAGAAACACACCUUCAUUACUGAUACAGCAAAGACAUGUAAAUAUCUACUGGAUCUCUGCUCUGCUCAGCACAAAUUCAAUGCACAGAUGAAUUCUAGGCAACUUCGGCAGACUUCACCAGAGGAAAGUAAAUUUGUGGAAAUAGACAAAUCAGAUUCUGCAUAUGCAGCUCAGCACCUUGCCCUGAUUCAGAGACUGUCUCGUUCAGAGAAUGUGCUCUAUGGAGCACACCUGGAAAACCUAUCUUCUGGGAUGAUGAGCAAAUCUUGUGAUAACCUCAGUGUGGAAACCAACAAAAGGGCUAGAAACAAAGGCAACCUUGGCAGAUCCACAUCAGGGCUAUCCCAGUCAGAAACACACAUCAAUUUGAAUGGAAAGCAAAGGAGUUACGACUACCUCUCUAUCCAUUCAACUCAGAAUACAAUCAGUGCACCUGGAUCACCAGCCAUCCAAAAGGAAGCUUUGCUAAGUGGUCUAGAAAGAGAAAUCAUUUGUGUCAGCCUAAAACGUGACCCUAAGAAUGGAUUUGGUUUUGUAAUUAUUGGAGGAGAAAAUGUAGGAAAAUUAGACCUUGGUAUCUUUAUUGCUUCAAUUAUCCCUGGGGGACCUGCAGACAGAGCUGGAAAUAUCAAACCAGGAGGACGACUCAUCUCUGUGAAUAAUAUUAGUCUUGAGGGUGUUUCAUUUAACACUGCAGUUAAAAUAAUACAGCAUUCUCCUGAUGAAGUGGAGCUCAUAAUCUCUCAACCUAAAGACAUGUAUGAAGAAGGAGUAAACGAAGAAAAGAAUCUAUCAAGAGGAAACAGCACUAGUGGAUCUGAAAUCUCUUGUGUAGACAGUGGGAGAACAAAGAUUCAGGAUUGUCAUACAGCACUCCCCAAAGAACAAGACAUAAAUAUAGAUGAACUUGAGAAGACUCUUUCCUGGCGUUUAGCACCAAAAUGGGGCCCUAGGAUUACUGUUCCUUCAGCUGAUAGACAGGAUGUGGAGGAAGCUGAUUCGUCGCACUUACCAUCUCCAUCUGAAACCAGCUCAAAGGAAAUCUAUACCGUGGAGCUUGUUAAAGACAACGGGACUUUUGGAAUCAGUGUGACUGGUGGAAUUAACACUAGUGUGCGUCACGGUGGGAUAUACGUGAAGUCCAUUAUUCCCAGGGGACCAGCAGAUAAGGAUGGACAAAUACAGAUAGGUGAUCGUCUGCUGGAAGUAGAUGGCAUCAGUCUCUGUGGCAUCACCCACAAACAGGCUGUGGAACACCUUAAGAAAUCUGGCCAGAUUGCCAGGCUGGUUCUAGAAAGGGGAAACUACCAAUUGGAAGAGCCAUCCCUGACUGCUAAUGACAGAAAGGAGGACCAAUGUGCAGUUGUUUCUGUGGCAACAUCCUUCACAGAUGGUACCAAAGACUCCUGCUUUUUGACAGAUGAUAAUACAUUUGAAGUCAAACUGACAAAGAAUUCUGGAGGCCUUGGCUUUAGUGUUCUGCAGAUGGAAGGAGAUGCUUGUGAACACCUUGGAGGAGCUAUUGUCAGGAUCAAAAGACUGUUUCCAGGACAGCCAGCUGAAGAGAACGGUGAAAUUAAAGUCGGAGACAUCAUUUUAGCUGUGAAUGGGAAACCUCUUCAAGGACUCUUGUAUCAGGAUGUCCUGCACCUGUUGAGAGGAGCUCCUCCAGAAGUCACACUACUGCUCUGCAGACCACCAAAAGGUGUUCUUCCAGAAAUAGAGCAGAGUACCCUGACUCCAGCACCAUCUCCAAUUAAGGAGUUUGUGGCAGAAAUGCCAGGUACUGCAGAAGUAGGAAAUAGUAUGUAUCAGUCUACCAGUGAUGAAGGUAGCACCUCUCCAGACCUUGAAGACUGCCUGGAUUCUCCAGUGGCAGCAGAUUUCAGUGAGCCUCCUGAAGAGGACAGCUCAGCUUAUGAAGACCAGGAAGCUGAGUUUCAAGAGGAGCCCACACAGAAACUUACAACUCCCCGGGAAGGUUUCUAUAAGCACCUUUGGAAGUUUCAUCAAGAAGCUGCUGGUUCUGAAGUGUUACACUCCCUAGAGGAAGAAAUGAAGCAGAACUGCUACUCACCAUGUGAAUUUGGACGGAUCAAUAGACACAUAUUUAAAAAGAGUGAUGAUGACGUAUCAAACACAAAAUGUAUGCCUGAAACUCUUUCUCUAACCCCUAUUGAUGAAGAGUAUCUCACUGUCAGCUCAGUGUCUGUGACCUCACUUUCACGGGGAGGAAGCUCUGAGACACUCUCCACAACUAUGGCAACCCCACAACCACGUGUUUAUGGUCCCUGCUCAUCAUCCCUGCCUGCUACAGAGACAUAUGACAGUGGCAAUGAAUGGGAAGACAUGGAAGAACUAAAGGAAGAGAAGGAAGAUUGCAGUAAGGAAAUGGAGAUCUUUGUGACAUUGACAAAGUCAGAGAACAAUGGUUAUGGAUUCUCUGUAGUUCUCAACAAAGUGGACUCCUGCCUGUAUGUUGAUGAUAUCUUGCAUGACCCUGCCCUGUCUGAUGGAAGACUGAGAAGAGGAGACAGAAUUAUUAUGGUGAAUGGAAUUGAUGUCACAUCUUUACCAUGCAAUGAAGUCCUGACUUUACUGCAAAGCUCUCCUCCUGAUCUGCACCUUGUGGUUGGUCGAGCUGACAGUGAUCCACAUCCCUCUAUUAAGCCAGAUGAGAUUCCCGAAAUUACCCUCACAAAAGGUGCCAAUGGACAGCUAGGCUUGAAGCUGACAGGAGGAGCUGGAAGCAAGUUACAAGGUAUUUAUGUCCUAGACAUAGUGCCUGGCUCUCCUGCCAGUGUGGAAGGCAGUUUGCAGCCACGAGAUCAGAUUGUUUGCAUCUGUGGACUGUGCACUGAGGGCAUUAGCCUGGAUGAUGCAGUGAGAGUGUGUGAAGCUGCCACCCAGAAUGUCCAAAUCAAAGCCACAAGAAAUGGCAAUCCAGUGGUUCCUAUAGAGCAGGAAAAUAGGAAACAUUUAGAGGAAACAAAUUGUGAUGCUCAGCAAAACGCUCCCGACUCUCCAGAAUGUAAGGACUUCAUUAUUAAGAUUGAGCUGGAAAAAGCAGAAAAUGGAAGCCUAGGAUUUGCACUGGUAGGUGGAAGAAAUGGCAGGGCUAUCCUAAUAAAAGCCAUCAGCCCAGACAGCAUUGCAGAUUUGGAUGGGAGGCUUCAAGUUGGUGACAUCCUGCUUAAGGUGAAUGAGACUUUUGUGUCUGGCCUGCCCCGGCAGACAGUCAUAGACCUGCUGCGGCAGGCGCGGGGCACCGUCCAGCUGACGGUCUGCCGCAGCAUGGCUCUGCACUGGGCUUACUCAGGCCACCCGAGCAACAGCACGGCCCCCACCCCCAACACAAAAGCAGAGCCAGAUUAUGCUGAGGGACACCUACAAGCUCAGCCUGUUUUCACUUUCAAUGAAGAGGAAGAAUCCAAACAGAUGUGCACCAAGGAUCCAAAAAGUACAGACAAUUCCCCUCUGCCAGGUCAGCUGGCUGGACGAGGCUAUAAGGAUAUCAUCAGUAACAUUUCAGACAGGUCACAGGAAUAUGCAGAAUGUGAAGGCUGCAGAAGAGAAAGUCAGCAGUUUGAGUCAGACAGCUGGAACAAUGAAGAUGUUGAUAUGCCCCACAGGACUUCUGUUCUACCUAGAAGCAGAACCUUUGCUUCUGGAGAUGAACUGACUCAGUUAAUCAACUUUAAACCAUCACAGACUGGAGCAGGUCCAAGGACUGGCAUCACAGGUCUUAUUCGAGGCCUUCAGUUGCGGAUUGAGAGUCAAGAAGUGUUAAAGGAAUUUAUGGCUUUAGAACGUGUGAAACCAACAGAUGACUGCAGAACUGGCAAAGAACCAGAAAACCAGCGUAAAAACAGAUACCGAGAUAUUCUUCCAU